AUGGAUAUUGAUGGUGAAGUUGAAGUCGAAGCAGAUUUGCCUAUUUCUUCAUCUUCAACUAAUUCAUCAGCUACAACAAAUAAAAAUGGCAGCAAAAUACCCAUACCUGUUCGGGUUAUUUUACCGACAUCAUUUCAAUUUUUUAUAAAUCCAGAAGAUAUUGAUCGUUUAUUGGAAAUGCGUCGUACAAGUUAUAAGAAAGAAAAUGAACGAAAAUUAUCAAAGUUAGGUCUACCAAUAUUAGUUGAUAAUAAUGGAUGUUUAUCAACAACAGCAACAACAACAACUGAUAAUAAUACAAAUUCUCAUCAUAUUUCAUCUUCCAAUGUUAAAUCCAUUCAACAUCGUGAUAUGGAAUGGUUAUCUAUAGUUUUACCAUUUAUUAAAAAAUAUAAUCCACAUUGUGGUAUAUGUGCAUCUAGUAAAAAUUAUGGUCGACGUUUAGAUACAGUUAAAGGUUAUUUAUUACGAGCAUAUUUUUAUUGUCAAGGUCGUGAUUGUCCAUUUAAUUGUGUUGUAACAAUAAAAGAAAGUGGAAAAGGAUUAUUAUGUUCACGUUUUUCUCAAGGAAAUAUAGUUGAUCAUAGAAAUGCUAAACGUGUUGCACGUCCAAAUCGUUCAUUAAAUAAAACAUAUUCAAAUAAUAAUAAUAAUGGAAUACGUUCAAAUAAUUCCUCAAGACGUGUUUGUAAAACAGCACAUACUGUUUUACAACAAUGGAAUCAAACAUGUGCUAAUAUAGUGACAACGAAUUCAAAUUUAAAUGAUUUAGAUUCAACAGUAACUGAUUAUGAUGAUACAUUACAUAUGUCACCAACAAAACGAUUUAUUCAUAUGUGCUGUAAUCUUGUACAAUUAACAAUAAAUUUACGUCAAGAAAUUGAUCCAACUAGUUUAUUACCAGGUGCAUUACAACAUGUUUCACUAAAACCAUUUUAUAUGGCUGUUCAUACAGAAAAUUCCAUACGUUAUUAUCAAUCGAUGUUAACGAAAAAAUCACUUGAUAAACCACCUCCACUUAUUCAUAUUAAACCAGUGACCACUAUUCAAAAACAUAAUACAAUUAGUAUAGCUAGUCAAAGUAAGUUAUUUUAA
Molecule: messenger RNA, 1095 nt
Organism: Adineta steineri
Lineage: Eukaryota; Metazoa; Rotifera; Eurotatoria; Adinetida; Adinetidae
Source: the annotation of a GenBank genome assembly